This is a messenger RNA of Notechis scutatus (mainland tiger snake), 2566 nucleotides long. RefSeq names its product glycerate kinase (gene GLYCTK). The record is from RefSeq and is a predicted model, not a curated record. Gene Ontology annotation, biological process: protein phosphorylation. Gene Ontology annotation, molecular function: glycerate kinase activity. Gene Ontology annotation, cellular component: cytoplasm. NCBI's taxonomy places the organism in Eukaryota, Metazoa, Chordata, Lepidosauria, Squamata, Elapidae.
AAGCGACGAAAAGGAGCAGCAACGGAGAGGCUACCGGUCUGGUGCAUGCUGGGAUACGCGAGAUAUUAAUCAUCACUUAUUCCUGGUGGAUUCGGGGCAUGGUUUCUGUCUUCAAAAGCUUGCCAAUCACUGGCAAAACCUGUUGGCGGCCCAGUUUUAGUUUCACCAGUGAGAUAUCUUCUCUCAAAAUGACUCUCAAGGACCAUGGGCUACAUUUUUUCCGCAGUGCUGUGGAUGCAGUCCUGCCGGGGCCGAUACUGAAAAGGGCCUUGGUGCUAGAACCAGGUGGACGCCCCAGACUUUUGCUACAUGGCCGUCCUUUUGAACUGAAGAGAAAUCUAUACCUGGUUGGCUUUGGAAAGGCUGUUCUGGGCAUGGCAGCAGUGGCUGAGGACAUCCUCGGAGGCUACCUCACUCAGGGAAUAAUCAGUGUUCCUCGAGGCAUCCAAGAAACUCUGCGACAUGCAGGAAUGAGGGAAAUGUUGCUGAAGCCGCACAGCCGAAUCCAAGUCCUGGAAGGAGCAAGGGACAACCUUCCUGAUCAAGAAGCUUUGGAGGCAGCCAGGGCCAUAUUGGAAUUAGCCAAGAGUCUCACAGCAGAUGACCUUCUCCUGGUACUAAUUUCAGGAGGUGGUUCUGCCCUUUUACCUGCGCCUAUCCCUCCUGUCACCCUUGAAGACAAGGCCACCAUCACCAGGUUACUUGCUUUAAAAGGAGCCACCAUUCAAGAGCUGAAUACCAUUCGAAAGGCUCUCUCUUUGUCAAAAGGUGGGGGGCUGGCCCAGAUCGCUCAUCCUGCCCAGGUGUUGAGCCUCAUCCUCUCUGAUGUCAUUGGAGAUCCAUUGGACAUUAUAGCAAGUGGCCCGACUGUUGCCAGUUCUCACAGCAUGCAGGACUGCUUUCAGAUACUGGCCAAGUAUGAUGUAUUGGACACCUUGCCAAAGUCUGUGUUGACAGUCCUCUCUAGCUCUGUCACAAAGCACAGCACCCAGAAAAACUAUUCCCAUGUCUGCAAUGUUGUGAUUGGAUCCAACAGGCUAGCUUUAGAGGGAGCCAAAUGCCAGGCAGAACAGUUGGGUUACCUGACUAUACUUCUGAGUGAUGCUGUGGGUGGGGAAGUCAGCACUGUUGCCCUUUUCUAUAGCCUAUUGAUUCAGUUUGUGUGCUUGAGCAUUAUAAACGAUGCUGGAAACAGACCUUUAAGAGAUUCUGUGAAAGAAAUGCUCACAAGCAUUGCAGGACAGCUGGAGAUUCCAGUCUUGAGCCUGAUAGACCCUCUAACAACAAUGAAAGAAACCCAUGCGGAAAACCCCAUUUGUCUUAUGGCAGGUGGAGAAACCACCGUGCAGAUUCAAGGAAGUGGGAAGGGUGGAAGGAACCAGGAACUGGCUCUGCGAGUGGCCUUGGAACUGCACAGAGCUAAAUCCACUAUGGAGGGAAGCUAUCUUAGUAAAUACGAAGUCAUGUUUUUGAGUGGUGGAACUGAUGGACAAGAUGGGCCAACAGAGGCUGCUGGGGCCUUCUGCAGCCAGGAUCUGGUGGAGGAGGCUGAGCAGGAAGGCUUUGACGUGGGAAGCACGUUGAGCAAUAAUGACUCAUACACAUUUUUCACCCAGUUCCAAAAUGGACAUCACCUUUUGAUGACAGGCCUGACAGGCACAAAUGUCAUGGACAUUCACGCUGUUUUAAUCAGAAGCCGAACUUAGUGAUGCCACAGACAUUGAGCUGUUCUGAUUAUGAAGGAAUCUGUAGGCAACCCGAAUGGAAUAUCUCUGUCCAGGCUGUUGAUAACGAAGACCUAAUGGACGGAUAUUGAUAGACAAGUGGGGGUCACUUUGUUGUUUUAAUUAGAUCAUGGAAACAGCUUCUUGAAACUAUGACAAUUCUUUUUUUAUAACAACUUUCUUCAGCAGUGUGAAGAAUUCUUCUGGUCAUUCUGAGUGGGCCAGGCUGAAAAAGAAGAGCUAACAAAACUCUUAUUAUUUAGCCUUGAGGAUGGCAUCCAGAGGGCAUCUUAAUUUUGUAAUCGUCUGUCGUCUAAGGUUGACCCACUGUAUUUUGAAACUGUACCCUCCUCAGAUGUUAAACAGGGGUUUGUCUCACAGGGGCUUGCUUCCCCCCCCCCCAUGCAUGGGAUGAUUUCCCCCCCGCCGCCGCCACCAUCUAGAGGUAUAUGGUUCAUGUCUGUAGAUGGUGGGGAGGAUGUGUUUGUGUAACAGUUCACUCAUGCAAGCCGGAACUGAGAUAGUGCAAGGUACUUGGUCAUUAAGGUCACUUGGGAUUCUUCAUGCACAUGGGACAGUUUCCUGCCCUUUAGACUUCAUGUAAACAGAGACACAGUCAUAAGAGACGUGACAUUGGGAGGAAUAAUUUUGUAUGGAAGCAAUACUGUGCUAACCUUGUAACUCUUUUCCCUGUGGAUCUGCUGAAGCAGUUUCUGAAGCUAAUACAGUGUCGUUGAACUUUUUGUGUACCACUGCAAAAUAAAGCAUUUUCUUCAAGAAUUGUUUAUUACACCCUGCCACGGGACGUCAGAGCAUCUAGCCUAAAUUCAUAUAUGAGACAA